This is a messenger RNA of Trichomycterus rosablanca, 1891 nucleotides long. It is a transcript of the gene luzp2, whose product is annotated as leucine zipper protein 2. The coding region runs from base 20 to 1048 and encodes 342 amino acids. The transcript has 12 exons. The record is from RefSeq and is a predicted model, not a curated record. NCBI's taxonomy places the organism in Eukaryota, Metazoa, Chordata, Actinopteri, Siluriformes, Trichomycteridae.
GCUAAGAGCAAAGCGAGCGAUGAAAUUCCUCCGAGCCGUUUGUGUCCUGCUCUUCCUGCCCGAUUUAUGCCUGAACACCAGCUAUGAAGCACUGGAAAAGAAACUGAAGGAGGCAUUCACGGAAAGAACAGGAGUUUUGCGUCAGUUGUCAAAAACAUCGAAGGAGCUGGACAGCAUAAAGGGCAACCUACAGUCAAUGAAGAAUGGUGACUCAGUACCCAAAAAAGAUGUACAGAGGAUUCUGGAGCUCAGCCACAAGCAAAGGGAAGAGAUGAGAUCACUCCAGGUGGCUCUUCAGAAGCAACUGGACGAGUCGGCUGAAAAAGCAGAGAAACAGCAAGCCACGAUCAAGUUUUUAAAGAUGGAGAUGGAGAAAAAGACCAAAAUCAUCAAAGACCUACAGCAGGAGAAUAAAAGCUUAAAGAAUAAACUCCUCUCUGGGAAUAAACUUUGUGAUAUACAUGCUGAAGAGUCUAAAAGAAUCCAGGCGCAGCUGAAAGAGCUGAGGUACGGCAAAAAGGAUUUAAUUUUCAAGGGUCAGCAGCUCAUGGACCUGGAGAACAAGCUGAGAGUUGCCAAGGAGGAACUAGAGAAAGCAGCUCUUGACAAGGAGUCCCAGCUGAGGGCAUUGAAGGACACUGUCCAUAUCUGCUUCUCAUCUGUCCUACACAGCCCCGCGGUAGAUUUACACAGACUGCCAGCCACACCCACCCACUUGAUGAGAUACUCGCCCUUCAUCAAUAACUCACGAGUCACCUUCAGGGAGCCUCACGUAAAGGACAUUCCAAAAGCUCCCAGAAUCACGACAAGUAAAUUGCAGCCAAACACAGAGGUAAUGAGGAGAGACGGUGUUGGAGUCAAGGCCUGCCAGUUGGUAAAGGAUGGUGCAGACUGUUUUCCAAAUCAAACUGAGAGAACAUCAGUCAAGGAAUCAGAAAAAUCUGGUCAUGAUCAGCCGGUAGUUGCGGAACACACCAACCAGACAUCAGCAGUGGUCAGCAAGAAGACAGAGGGAGGAGAAAAUACACAACUGGACAAACACAACUAAGACACAAUGACACAGUACAGCUGGAACUACACAAAACAGCUGUGAUACACAACUAAAAGACUUGCUCAAUUUUCCUAGUGGUAGAACAUUACAUGAGUUUUUCAGCCCCUUCACACACACACACACACACACUGUAAGUAUCACUGCUAUUGUAGAAAAGGAAUUCCCUGUCCAAGUUUUUUAAACUGAAAUUCAACAGCAUAGUGUGAUGGCAUGCAUUAUAGACUCUUAGGGUUUUAUUUGGAAUCUUUUUUAAUAGUACUUGUCUUUUCUUUAAUAAUACCUGUUCUUUUCCUUGUUAUCUGUUGGAUUUCUCUGAUAUUGUGGACAUGCAUUCCUUUGAUUUUUGAUGUUUGUAGUUUAGAACCAUUUGGGGACUGGCACCGUAAGACCCGAGACAUUUACAAAGACUCAGUACAGGAGCUUCUAGCUCGUCGCCACACAGCACCGAAAGUCCAUAGAAGAAGCAGGAAUGUGAAGAAAAAAUGUAAACAUUGAUCCUGAUUCAAAUUGCCUUGUAUUCAAAAUGAAUAAUAUUUCAAAAUUUAAGCAAGAACAUGUGACCAGCUAAAUAUAAAGAUCUGGCUCAUUUCGGAAUAUUGCAGUUCAUUUGAUUUCCUGUUUCCAUAUUGUGAAAUCUCAGCAAAUCGAGUUGGCUGGCCAACUUUUCACCACUGAUCACUUGGAAGCUUUCGGUGCCAGAAUUUCAAGAGAAAAACCAGACUCACAGUGAGUCGUCUCCCUGAGAAUGAUGUGCCAUGCACUGAGGACUUAAUCUACUGCUACAUGUCUCAGUUUCUCUACCUUCCUGUGUCCUUUCAAUAAACCGUGAUUUUCACUAAA